GCGGCCGCCGCGGCUCCGAGAGCCUUUGUGGGCGCGGGCGGGCACCCCUGCGUCUGUCACCAGCCCCCGCGUCGGGCCUUGGACUCUCGUCCCCCGCGGACCGCUGCCGCGCAGCCGCCGAUGCCUCCGCUCGGGCUCGCCGCUGCCGGCCGUGGACGCUGGGCCAGGCGUUUCCUCCCGGGUCCGCCCUGUGCGCGCCGUGUGGGCCUCGCGGACUCGGGGCGACGAGACUCCGAGCUCAGGGCGGACGCAGCCGGGCUCCGGUUUCCGUGUCCGUCCCCAUGAUGGCCGCACCUCCCUCCUCUGGAAACCUAACGCUUUCCUCUUCAAAGCCGUUUGCUGUGGAAGUCAGGAGAUGAUUCCUUGGCAGGAGGCAGAGGAACCGGGUGGAAAAAGGCUUGGGGUGGAGGGAAGUCGUCCCCGGGGUCAUCGUGUUGGGAAUCCCGGGCCAGCCUCGCAGGGGCGUGAACGGGGCAGGUGCCCUGGCGCUGCCUCAGUUUCCUGAGCGGUGCAGUGGGUGCUGGCAGUGCGACCUGGCGCCGAGGAACUCAGCAGCUCGGGGCGGGCCCUGGCCCUAGUGGGCUCAGCGGGUUGUUGCUGCCGCCGCGGGUCCAGCGUCCGGUCCGGAAGCCCAGAGCCCACGAGACCUGGUCCUGGACGGGCGGCCCAGCGCUGCUCGUCUGCGAGCUCCUGGCGCCUCCCUCUGAGGACGCGCGGGGUCGGGUUUCAGAACUGAGAAUUCCAGGGCUGGCAAGCAGAAGGGGCUUCCUCCUGACUUCCUUUCUCUUCUCAGAUCUGCCUUCUGGAGACUGCACCGCCCUCAGGGGAGAGCCCAGAAAGAGGACAUGGCUGCUGGGCAGCCGGAAGCGAGGCCCCAGUGGGAAUGAGAAGGCCACCCUUUCUAGGUGAGAGAAGAAUGAACAGAGUUGGAGAGGUCACUUGACUCCAAGGACAGAGACAAGAUCCCUCAGGUGUCACUGACGUUCGAGGAUGUGGCUGUGCUCUUUACCCGGGAUGAGUGGAGGAAGCUGGCUCCUUCUCAGAGAAACUUGUACCGGGAUGUGAUGCUGGAGAACUAUAGGAACCUGGUCUCACUGGGACUCCCAUUUACCAAACCAAAAGUGAUCUCCCUGUUGCAGCAAGGAGAAGAUCCCUGGAAGGUGGAGAAGGACUGUUCUGGCAGCUCCUCUCUAGGAUGUAAGAGCAAUCCUAAAAUGACAAAGACAACUCAAACUCAGGAUUCAUUUCAGGAGCUGAUGAGGAAAAGACUGAAAAGGGAUGAACCCUGGAACUUCAUAUCAGAAAGACCCUGCAUAUAUGAAGAGAAAUUAAAUAAACAGCAAGACAAAAAUGAAAAUUUACAAAUAAUUUCAAUUACCCAUACAAAAAUCCUCACUGUAGACAGAAGCCAUAAAAAUGUUGAAUUUGGUCAAAACUUCUACGUAGAAUCAGUGUUCAUCAAGCAACAGAGAUUUGCUAGAGAGAAAACUCUGUCAAAUUGUGAAAUACAAAGAAAUAGUUUCAAGCAGAAUUCAAAUUUACUUAACCAAUCAAAAAUCAAGACAGCAGAGAAACGCUAUAAAUGCAAUACAUGUGAAAAAGCCUUCAUUCACAAUUCAUCUCUUCGUAAACAUCAGAAAAACCACACUGGAGAAAAAUUAUUUAAAUGUAAAGAAUGUGUAAAAGCCUUCAGCCAAAGUUCUGCUCUUAUUCAACAUCAAAGAACUCAUACAGGAGAGAAACCCUACUUAUGUAAAGAAUGUGGGAAAGCCUUCAGCCAUAGUGCAUCCCUUUGUAAGCAUCUAAGAACCCAUACUGUGGAGAAAUGCUAUAGAUGUAAAGAAUGUGGUAAAUCCUUCAGUCGAAGGUCUGGCCUUUUUAUACAUCAAAAAAUCCACGCUCGAGAAAAUCCCCAUAGAUAUAAUCCAGGUAGGAAGCCAUCCAGUUACAGCACAUCCCUUUCUGGAUGUCAGAAAGUUCAUCUCAGAAAAAAGUCCUACUUAUGUAAUGAAUGUGGCAACACCUUUAAGUCUAGCUCAUCCCUUCGUUAUCAUCAGAGAAUUCACACUGGAGAGAAACCUUUUAAAUGUAGUGAAUGUGGGAGAGCCUUCAGUCAGAGUGCAUCUCUUAUUCAACAUGAAAGAAUUCACACUGGAGAAAAGCCCUAUAGAUGCAAUGAAUGUGGGAAAGGCUUCACUUCUAUUUCACGACUUAAUAGACACCGAAUAAUUCAUACUGGAGAGAAAUUGUAUAAUUGUAAUGAAUGUGGUAAAGCCUUAAGUUCCCACUCAACGCUUAUUAUUCAUGAACGAAUUCAUACUGGAGAGAAACCAUGUAAAUGUAAAGUAUGUGGAAAAGCCUUCAGACAGAGUUCAGCUCUCAUUCAACAUCAGAGAAUGCAUACUGGAGAAAGACCCUAUAAGUGUAACGAAUGUGACAAAACAUUCAGGUGUAACUCAUCCCUUAGUAAUCACCAGAGAAUUCAUACUGGAGAGAAACCAUAUCGAUGUUUAGAAUGUGGGAUGUCUUUUGGCCAAAGUGCAGCUCUUAUACAACAUCAGAGGAUUCAUACAGGAGAAAAACCCUUUAAAUGUAAUACAUGUGGAAAAACUUUUAGACAAAGCUCAUCACUUAUUGCACAUCAAAGAAUUCACACUGGAGAGAAACCCUAUGAAUGUAAUGCAUGUGGAAAACUCUUUAGCCAGAGGUCAUCCCUCACUAAUCAUUAUAAAAUUCACAUUGAAGAGGACUCCUUAAAAGCUGAUUUGCAUGUGUGAAAGCCUUAAACCAAAACUCAUCAGAGAAUACAUGCUUGAGAAUGAAAUAGAGAAAACUUUUAGUAUCUCAAAACUUGAGCUACGUAAUACAUAUAGGGAAAGCUUUCAUACUAGUCACCCACUUUAAAAAAUAUCCUAAGACAAUUCACUGUUGCAGAUGUUGAAGUUGGCCAUUUGUAAGAUAAAAGGUAUGUUUUUAAAAUCUCUUUAUUAGCAUUAUAUGCUAUCUAUGAUAUGCAAGGAUGAGAAAACUCUGUGCCGAGGUGCUGGAGUUUUCAUUAGAAAAACAACUGUAUAAGCUAUUGUAUAAAAAUAAGCAUAUUUAUUACAGCAAACAUUUUAA
This is a messenger RNA of Sapajus apella (tufted capuchin), 3120 nucleotides long. RefSeq names its product zinc finger protein 354B (gene ZNF354B). Gene Ontology annotation, molecular function: RNA polymerase II transcription regulatory region sequence-specific DNA binding; DNA-binding transcription factor activity, RNA polymerase II-specific. Gene Ontology annotation, biological process: regulation of transcription by RNA polymerase II. Gene Ontology annotation, cellular component: nucleus. Lineage: Eukaryota; Metazoa; Chordata; Mammalia; Primates; Cebidae. The record is from RefSeq and is a predicted model, not a curated record. The coding region runs from base 1065 to 2777 and encodes 570 amino acids. The transcript is spliced from 5 exons.